AUGGAUAUUGAUCGAACAAAAAUUAAAUUGGCCCGGCACAACGCCGGUGUAUAUGGCUGUGCCGAAAACGUCAGAUUUUUAUACCGGACCGAGUGGUCAACAGGCAAAUGUAGUGGUCACGUCGCCCCCGUAGCUCCCCAGUACCUCCGCCUGGACUCGUACAGCCCGUCGGUCUUGUGCGAGGCUUACGGGGGCGGCGAAGCCAUCGUGCGGAUUGCGAAAUCGAUGGCACCGAAGUUGGCCCUACAUUUGCCCAGAACGGUUGAUAAAUCCGAG
Molecule: messenger RNA, 276 nt
Organism: Cinara cedri
Lineage: Eukaryota; Metazoa; Arthropoda; Insecta; Hemiptera; Aphididae
Source: the annotation of a GenBank genome assembly